Messenger RNA from Rhizophagus irregularis DAOM 181602=DAOM 197198, 846 nucleotides. RefSeq lists its product as uncharacterized. Lineage: Eukaryota; Fungi; Glomeromycota; Glomeromycetes; Glomerales; Glomeraceae. The record is from RefSeq and is a predicted model, not a curated record.
UUAUUAGACGAAUCCUUACAUAUUAAUAUAAAAAUAUGAAACAAUUUCAAAAUUUAAAAAUAAUUUUUAAAUAUGUCCUGAGUUUAACAUUAAUUUGUCUAAACUGUCGGUCAGUUGUAAAAGGGAAUACUCAUGCAUUAUUCUAUAAGAUAACAGCAUUGCCAUUAGUGCACUUCGGCAAAAAUUAUCAACUUGUUAAUAGAAUUCGUUCUAUUCAGCAAAAAUUCAAAUCGCCCUUUAUAAACAAUAUACCAUUGGAUGAAGGAUACAAAACAAAAAUCAGUGACGUGGCAUUAUUUCACGCGGAUUAUCACGUGAUUAGACAUGUCAACGUUGAAAAUAUUCUUACCGCUCUAUUUCCUCUUAGACCAAAAUUAUUUCAAUUAGAUUCAAAUAAUGAUGGUUUUCACAUUAAUCAACUAUCCAAAAAUGGAUACAAGAAUGAUAAGAAUUUUUUUUUAAGUAUGGAACACCGUUUUCAAACAACACCUCUAACUGUUUUCAGGCUUUCCAUUAAUAAUAACGCUGGGACUUCAAGAUAUAUUAAUCAAAGGCGACAUACUAGUCACAUUAGUCGCCUUAGAAGGCAAAGAAACGUAAGUAGAAUAUAUCGAAGACAUCAACGUAAUGCAUCAGCCAAUAACGAAGAUACUAUGAAUAGAAUCAUGAAUCUUCCACCUCAAAUUACGAAUGACCAGUCUAUAUAUCAAUUUUUCAAUGGAUUUUCAUUCAAUUAAAAAAAAAAAGUAAAAUUCCCUUAUUAUAUGUUGGGGAUUUUACAUUAUUAUUUAUAAUUAUUUUUCACGUUUAUAGUAUUUUAAAAAUUAAAAAUAUAAAUAUUGUACA